Messenger RNA from Exophiala dermatitidis NIH/UT8656, 2158 nucleotides. RefSeq names its product methylenetetrahydrofolate dehydrogenase (NAD+). The record is from RefSeq and is a predicted model, not a curated record. The transcript is spliced from 3 exons. Lineage: Eukaryota; Fungi; Ascomycota; Eurotiomycetes; Chaetothyriales; Herpotrichiellaceae. Gene Ontology annotation, cellular component: cytosol. Gene Ontology annotation, molecular function: methylenetetrahydrofolate dehydrogenase (NAD+) activity; methylenetetrahydrofolate dehydrogenase (NADP+) activity. Gene Ontology annotation, biological process: purine nucleobase biosynthetic process. Bases 76 to 1131 code for a protein of 351 amino acids.
CGAUUUUCGCAAACUUUUGGGCGCUCGUCAACUGAAAUCUGCCUCGCGGUGAUAUAUACAGUCACAUCCGCCCACAUGUCCAAGGACGCGCACCCGUGCAAGGUCAUCUUGGCCGGAAACAUCGCCAAAGGCCUCCUCAGCGAAGUGCAGGCGGGCCUCAGCACACUCGGUCGCAAACCACAUUUGCUCGGUAUACUUGCCAAUAACGACCCGGCGGCCAAGGUAUAUGCGGACUGGACGGAGAAGACGGCCAAAGACAAUGGCUUCGACUACUCCUUAAAAAACGUGGCAAAAGACGACGUCGAAGAAACAAUCAUGGCAGCCAACACCGACGACUCCGUCGACGGAAUCAUCGUCUACUACCCGAUCUUCAACAACCGACAAGACCAAUACUUACAGCAAAUCGUGGACGUGUCCAAGGACGUCGAGGGACUCAGUCACCAGUACAUUUUCAACAUGUACCAGAACAUCCGGUUUCUGGACGAGGAGCAAGCCAUGAAAUCCAUCCUGCCAUGCACGCCGCUGGCGGUGAUUAAGAUUCUGGAGUAUCUGCACAUUUACAACACGAUCCUGCCCUACGGAAACAGGUUGUUCGGGCGCACGAUUUGUGUUGUUAAUCGGUCCGAAGUGGUCGGUCGGCCGCUGGCGGCCCUGCUGGCCAACGAUGGCGCUUGUGUUUAUAGUGUCGAUGUCACGGGCGUGCAGCAGUUCACGCGUGGCGAGGGAAUCCGGAAGCGCAAGCAUGAAGUCGUCGAGAAGGAAGGCUGGACUAUUGAGAAUUGUGCGCCCCUGUGUGACGUUGUUAUCACUGGUGUCCCGGGGGAUAAAUACAAAUUCCCGUGUCACUUGCUCAAGGAUGGGGCAGUGUGUAUUAAUUUCUCGAGUGAGAAGAACUUCGGCCCCGAGGUCAAAGAGAGAGCUUCCAUCUAUGUCCCCGCCAUUGGCAAAGUCACCAUCGUCGUGCUCCUGCGCAACCUGCUCCGCAUCGUGCAGAACAAGCAAGCACAGCUUGACAAAUCCAAAUCCACGUCUGACAACAAAUCCGAGUCCAAUGAUGCCAAAGUCACUCCGGCAGAAGAAAAUACUACACAGGCCCAGGCGCAGCCCAUCGUGAAUGGCACAUCUUCAUAACCGCUUCCGUCGGUGCAACAGAUCAGAUUGGAUUCCUCUCCCAUCUGCUUCCAGGUGCCAUGGGGAAUCUGUGUCCGACAUCGCCGAUGCUGGUGCUGGGACACUUAUGCAACGACAGCAGGUGGAACUAUCAUGACCCAGGUGAGGAAGUGUAUGAGAAAGAGCAAGAUCAAGAUCAUUCAGCAUCGACUUCAAGUCGGCAUUCCAAGUAUGUCCCGUACCCCAGGGUCAUGGCAGCCGCCCGACUCCAUGUCUGGGACCAGAGUUGAAAUUGCCGUCUUCAUCAGGGUUUUUGGACCAUGUUAAUACCAAUCCAACUGGGUCCAAAAUCCCUGCCUGACCAAUCUGAGCCUCCUCGGCACUACAUGUGUCUGGAGACGGACAUGUCCAGUUUUCUCGCCACUGCACAACAUGCCACUGCAGCGCAUGAUUCAAUGUAUGCUGGAUGACUCGUGAACGUCUUUCUCUCCAUGACAGACGCCAAAGACUGGACUCCGGUCUAUUGGUUGUACAGUACAGUACCCUUCAACUUGCCUGGACAGGUGGGCCGCUUUUAGCGGGUUCAAAAUCGGCAGCUGAGGACCCCUAACACCUAGGUGCCUAAUAUUACAAGGUACAGUACACUUCCUCAUCCUAUCCUAUCCAAUCCAAUUCAGCUUUGCUCAAGAGCUUCUGAGCAGGUGUAGCUGGGGAGGAAUAAAAUGCAGGAACUGGUCGGCUCGGUUUCUCAUGGAGAAGGCGGCGGAAGUCCUAGGAGACCUCUGCAGAGUAUUGCUAAGUUUGAUACCCAUAUCUUGCAAGCACUCGCAGCGCAUAUACAUCUACCCGAAUUGCACUAUAGAAUUGAUUUCCGCCUUCCAAUCUCCAUCGAGCCCGUCGACACACAAAUAAACCUGUCUGAACUGGACGUGCAAUGCAUGAAUCUACAAUUAAUCCCGCAGUGCACAUUGUAUCAGACUCUCCCCCGGUGAACUAAUCGGCAUGGUAUAACAACUCCAAAUGCUAGUAAUAUAUGUAUAUAUUCGCA